Fusarium poae is the source of this 1674-nucleotide messenger RNA. RefSeq lists its product as uncharacterized. The coding region runs from base 1 to 1674 and encodes 557 amino acids. The transcript is spliced from 2 exons. Lineage: Eukaryota; Fungi; Ascomycota; Sordariomycetes; Hypocreales; Nectriaceae. The record is from RefSeq and is a predicted model, not a curated record.
AUGACGAUCACCCACAUCACCAAAGGAUGGUCACUACAGCAGGAGGAACAAGAAGAGAUGCAGAAGGUCAUGGACGAAGGUAUCUUGAGGCACGAGACGACCAACUGGCUGAAGCGGACCGGCUGGUCGGCCCACUUUACCGGCAGGAACCUGAUGGAUAUCCAGGCCUGUAGUAAGAUGCCCGGCCGAGGUAACGAGGGCAAUGACGAGGUGCUGCGGCAUAUGAACGAAGUUCUAGAUCGACUCUUCUUUGACCGCUGCAUCGGCGGACUGAAGAGCAUGCCCCUGAUGACCCGACUGCUGCUAGCCAGCCCACACCCUCACGACGCCCACAGCCGACCGUUCGGGCCGCUGCAGGAGAAGACCAGUAUGGACCGGUAUCUGGUCUACAUAAAACGAUUUCUAUGCUACUGCCUCAAUGUAUUGUCGCUAGAAGAAGAGGUACUCCUGGCCGACCACGGCUUUCGCUUUACGCCAGCGCAAAGGGCCAGCCUCGAGACGCUCUGGGCCCAUCUGCAAGGGGAGGCAUCAGAGUCAGAGUCAGAGUCAGAAGGGGAGGUCGAGGGGGGCAGGCCAUUACACAGCCACCGCCGUCGCCGCAGCCAUGAUGGCCUUAACAGCAAGAACGGCCUACAAGAGCGGAUACUACAGGUAUUGGCGGGCUUCUGGACGCAGCGGCUCCCUGGAGACCCUUUCGAUAGCCCGCUGUGGCACUUCGUCGGCGUGCUAGGGAUUGACGCCGAGACGGGGCAGCUGCGACCGGCCCACCUGUUCACCUACGUGCUCGCCGGUCUCGUCUUCACAGGACGGGCGCUGCUGGGGGAGUGGGCCAUACCUACCCGGGAGCGGGACGGCAUGGAAGACCUCAUCCAACGAUUCGCCCAGGUCCGGGACGUAUGGCUCUGCAAGGCCACAUACUCACCUAUGGGUUAUAUACUUAGCUUGCUCUUAUUCGGGAAGAAGAUUGCAAGGGAGACAGGGAGCAGGCUUAUGGUAUCCUGGAGUAAGCAAGGUGAGAUGAUGUACUUUAUGGGCAGGCCUAUCCUGAUGGAUAAACUCCGGACCAUGGUAGCCAUGAUGACGGUCGAUGCCGAGGAUCUCCUCUGGGGUCAGCUGAUGUUUAAGGAGGGUGAUGAUAAGCGCUUUGUGAUCCCCUGGCCGGUAUCGAGGACGAUCUCACGCAGACAAGGCGGGGGCAAUCCUUCAUCCAUCGUAACGGUCUCGCCGACGGGUGAGUGGAAGUGGGCGGGUAUCAGGAAGUACCUCAAGCUGGUUAAGAAGUUCGAGGAGUUCAUGCUACUCCUCGCCCACAUCACGGGAGGUCAGCCUAGCCGAGGGGAGGAGAUCACAGGGCUACGCCUCAUCAACGGCAUCAAUAGGGACCGCAACAUCUUCAUCAUCGACGGCGAGGUCGUCCUCGUUACACAGUACCACAAGUCCCUCGCCCACUUCGACUCGCCCAAGGUCAUCCCUCGCUUCUUGCCCGGGCGGAUCGGGCAGCUGUUUGUGAUGUAUAUGAUCUAUAUCCGGCCGCUGACAGAUCGCUGGGAGGCCGAUAAGUGGGAGCUAUAUGGGGAGAAGAUGGCGCCGCCGAGCGACUUUAUCUGGCAUAACGAUACGCCUGACCCGCUCUAUUCACUAUUAAGAGACGUGACACUUCGCAACGCUCAGUGA